Carlito syrichta (Philippine tarsier) is the source of this 6812-nucleotide messenger RNA. RefSeq names its product latent transforming growth factor beta binding protein 2 (gene LTBP2). The record is from RefSeq and is a predicted model, not a curated record. NCBI's taxonomy places the organism in Eukaryota, Metazoa, Chordata, Mammalia, Primates, Tarsiidae. Gene Ontology annotation, molecular function: calcium ion binding. The transcript is spliced from 51 exons. Bases 1 to 6732 code for a protein of 2243 amino acids.
AUGCAGUGUUUAGACUGUAGACAUGCCAAAGAAAAAACACAUUUGCUUUCAGAGGCCGCCUGGGGCCUCGCAGGGGCUGAGAAGGAAGGGCUGCGCCAACUUUUUGGAGAGAAGUGGAGAACACAAGCGUGCUCCACCCUCGCCUGUCCUCCACCUGGGCCCACGUCCCUGGGGGAGAUUGUGACCAGGGCCAGUGGAGCCUGGCUGGAGAGUCAGGGGCACCGUGAGGACAAGGGGGCCUUCAGGGGGAGAGGGGACCUCUGGUUCUGGCCUGCAGGGGACGUGGGUCCUUGCCGAAGGGCUCUGAGAGGCACCCCAGUCCACUGGAUCCCCAGGUCCCCCACCCCCUGUGGCAUAACCAACCUGUCCACCCAGACUGGGAAGUGGGAUACCAAGGCUGAGCCCACAACAGCCAAGGAUGGCCACAUGAAGAGAAGAUGCACAAAGUCCUUGAAAAUGGUGGUUGUCUCUCAGCUCCAUGGACCUUCCCAGAAGGAGCCCCCAGCAAACAUCUCGCUGGUGAAGAGUGUCUCCAACCUCUGCAAGGCUUGUGGAGCAGUGAGCUCUCCGGGGGCCUGUGUGGGGCCCGGAAGUGAGAGCCUGUCUGGCUGCUGGCAGCUGGUACCCCCCAUGCCUAGCUCCUUUACUGAGGAAUCGGGAGUGUUCGUGAAGAAGUGGAAGAAACCCAGACAAGCCCCCUCGCGCCUGGUGUUUACAGUCUGCGAGUGCUCGUGGCCACUUCUGCAGCCCUGGCAGGGCCGGCUAGACUCGCCUAUCCUGCCCACCCUCGUUAACUGGCACAGGAGGAUCUUCCCUUGCUGGCCUCACACGCUGUGCCGCUUCCGUCCCUUCCAGCUCAUUAGCGCAGGCAUGAAGGCGCCCGGCCUCCUCCUGCCCCGCACUGGGCCCACAGCCCCUUCGCCCCCAGUCCUGUGCGCUUCCCGCUCCCAGAGCCUUCGCCAGCCCAUAGCUCGUCUCACUGUGAAGGCAGUCUCUUCUGAGCCCGAAACUGUCAUUGCCACAGCUGUCAAGCCCACGUCCACAGCCUUUUCCUCCUGGGCCCAUGGUCCCUGUGCAGCCUUCCAGAUCCUGGAUAGACCUGUGUGCGAUGCCUCGCUGCAGGCUUUCUCCCGGCCACCUCUGGAAGGAGAAGCCCAAAGUCGUGGUGUGAUGAGCUCAUCCAGCAGCUGCCAAGGACGUGAUGUGGGGUUUUGGUGGUCUCUGGCUGCCAACAGGAGUCCGGCAAGAAGUGAGAAGCAGCAGGGCUGCCCUGGCAGUGCAGCCAACCACCAUCCCCCUCGGGUGUGCAUGUCGGACAGACCUUUCCCUUUGGCAUCUCUGUCCCUCCUUUGGACUCUCCAGGGCUUUCCAGAGAGGAUUUUCCUCCCCAGGCCCAAGAGAUGGGUUUCUCUGCUGCUCGGGCUCUGGGACAGCGGUGAGCAGUGCAGGCAGGCUGUCUGCUGCAGUGCCGUCGGUGUGGAGGUGCAGGCCCAGACACAGGAGGUUGAAGAAGGUGCCAGGGUACCCGCAUGCCUGGGCUUUAGGCUCCAGGGCGGGAUGAGGGGAAAUCUGAGCUGGUUGUUGGGGUACCCAGCAGGGCACACACCAGAAGCCUCGGGUUUGAGCAGUGGCCCCUUCCCCGUACCCCAGCGGCAGGGGCUCCGGUCACCCUGCCAGGAGGACUUCAUGGAGCUGGGAACCGAGCUCCUGAAGGUGUGGCCCAAAGAGGCCACCAGGAGGAACGUCUGCGGGGGACAGUGCUGCCCGGGAUGGACGACGGCAAAUAGCACCAACCACUGCAUCAAACCUGUGUGCCAGCCGCCGUGCCAGAACCGCGGCUCCUGCAGCCGGCCCCAGCUCUGUGUCUGCCGCUCGGGCUUCCGCGGGGCCCGCUGCGAAGAGGUCAUUCCUGAGGAGGAGUUCGACCCCCAGAACGCCAGGGCUGCACCCCGGCGCUGGGCCCAACGGUCACCCCACCUGCGCAGGAGCAGCGCGGCCAGGACACCGCUGCUGGCGCUGCAGCCGUCACCGGCUGGAAGUGCCCUUCCUUCUCCCUCUUCUCCUCCUUCCCUGACCCCAAGUGGGCUUAGCCAGGUCCGCCCCUCCCAGCAGCACGUGGGGCUGUCCCGCACCGUCCGACUUUACCCAACUGCUACGACCAGUGGCCAGCUGACCUCCAAUGCCCUUCCCUCAGGGCCAGGCCUUGAGCAGAGAGAUGGCACCCUGCACAUGGCACAUACGGACCACCCUUCAGCCCCCUGGGGGCUGAACCUCACGGAGAAGAUCAAGAAGAUCAAGAUUGUCUUCACUCCCACCAUCUGCAAGCAGACCUGCACCCGCGGGCACUGUGCCAACAGCUGUGAGCGGGGCAACACCACCACCCUGUAUAGCCAGGGCGGCCAGGGGCACGACCCCAAGUCUGGCUUCCGCAUCUAUUUCUGCCAGAUCCCCUGCCUGAACGGGGGCCGCUGCGUCGGCAGGGACGAGUGCUGGUGCCCUGCCAACUCCACCGGGAAGUUCUGCCACCUGCCUAUCCCACAGCUGGACAAGGAGCCUCCGGGAAGGGGCUCCCGCCACGGGGUCCUGCUGGAUGCCCCCCUGAAGCAGUCCACCUUCACGCUGCCCCUCUCCAACCAACUCGCCUCCGUGAACCCGUCGCUAGUGAAGGUGCACAUCCACCACCCGCCCGAGGCCUCCGUGCAGAUCCACCAGGUGGCCCGGGUGCGCGGCGCAGGCGGGGAGGCCCUGGAGGAGAAUAGUGUGGAGGCCAGACAAUCGUCCCGGCCUCCUGCUGGCCCCGGCCUCUGGGACAGCAGCAGCCACGGUGCCCCUGACCAGCUUGGGGAGCCCCUUCGGCCACUGCCCCCGGCGGCACCCCGGCCCCAGAUGCUGCUGGGCCGGUGCUACCCCAGCGCUGCACACGGACAGUGUGCUGACCCCCUGCUGGAGCUGACAACCCAGGAGGACUGCUGCGGCAGCGUGGGCGCCUUCUGGGGGGUGACUGCCUGUGCCCCAUGCCCACCCAGGCCAGCCUCCCCAGUGAUGGAGAAUGGCCAGCUAGAGUGUCCUCAGGGGUACAAGAGACUGAACAUCACUCACUGCCAAGAUAUCAAUGAGUGCCUGGCCCUGGGCCUGUGCAAGGAUGCGGAGUGCGUGAACACCAGGGGCAGCUACCUGUGCACGUGCAGACCUGGCCUCAUGCUGGACCCGUCACGGAGCCGCUGUGUGUCGGACAAGGCUGUCUCCAUGCUGCAGGGACUAUGCUACCGGUCGCUGGGGCCUGGCACCUGUGCCCUGCCCUUGGCCCAGAGGAUCACCAAGCAGAUCUGCUGCUGCAGCCGCGUAGGCAAGGCCUGGGGCAGUGAAUGCGAGAGAUGCCCCUUGCCUGGCACAGAGGCCUUCAGGGAGAUCUGUCCUGCUGGCCACGGCUACACCUACUCCAGCUCAGACAUCCGUCUGUCCAUGAGGAAGGCCGAGGAAGAGGAGCUGGCCAGGCCCUCAAGGGAGCAAGGGCAGAAGAGCAGGGGGACCCUGCCUUGGCCGGCAGAGAGGCAGCCACUCCGGGUGGCCACGGAGACCUGGCUGGAGGCUGGAACCGUUCCUGACAAGGGCAACCCUCAGGCCAGCCAGGUCACCACCAGUGCCACUCACAUGUCUGCCUGGGUCCUGGGGGAUGCUAGAGGAAGACCAACACCACCACCCCCUGAACAGGAGGUCCCAGAGAUCCAGGAAGAAGAGCAAGUGACCCCCUCUGCUGAGGUGCUGGUGACUCUGGGCACCCCAGACGUCGACAGAUGUGCUGCUGCAGCCACCAACAUCUGUGGCCCCGGAACCUGUGUGAGCCUCCCGGACGGGCACCGCUGCAUCUGCAGCCCUGGCUACCGGUGGCACCCCAGCCAGGUCUACUGCACGGACGACAAUGAGUGUCUGAGUGACCCCUGCAAGGGAAGAGGGCGCUGUGUCAACCGUGUAGGCUCCUACUCCUGCUUCUGCUACCCUGGGUACACACUGGCCACUUCGGGGGGCACACAGGAGUGCCGAGACAUAGACGAGUGUGAGCAGCCAGGGGUGUGCCGCGGGGGGCGGUGCACUAACACCGAGGGCUCAUACCACUGCGAAUGUGACCAGGGCUACAUCAUGGUCAGGAAAGGACACUGCCAAGAUAUCAACGAGUGCCGUCACCCAGGCACCUGCCCUGAUGGGAGAUGUGUCAACUCCCCCGGCUCCUACACAUGCCUGGCCUGUGAGGAGGGUUACCGGGGCCAGAGCGGGAGCUGUGUAGAUGUGGAUGAGUGCCUGACCCCUGGGGUCUGUACCCAUGGGAGGUGCAUCAACCUGGAAGGCUCCUUCAGAUGCUCUUGCGAGCAGGGCUACGAGGCCACCGCAGAUGAGAGGGGCUGCCAAGAUGUGGAUGAGUGUGCCAGCCGGGCCUCGUGCCCCGCGGGCAUCUGCCUCAACACAGAGGGCUCCUUUGCCUGCUCCACCUGCAAGAGCGGGUACUGGGUGAAUGAAGAGGGCACCGCCUGUGAAGACCUAGAUGAGUGUGCCUUCCCGGGAGUCUGCCCCUCGGGGGUCUGCACCAAUACCAUCGGCUCCUUCUCCUGCAAGGACUGUGGUGGGGGCUACCAGUCCAGUCCCCUGGGCGACACCUGUGAAGAUGUGGACGAGUGUGAAGACCCCCAGAGCAGCUGCCUGGGAGGCGAAUGCAGAAAUGCGGCAGGUUCCUACCAGUGUGUCUGUCCCCAGGGCUUCCAGCUAGCCAACGGCACUGUGUGUGAGGACAUGGAUGAGUGCAUGGAGGGGGAGCGCUGUGGCAGCCGCGGCGAGUGCCUCAACAGCCACGGCUCUUUCUUCUGCCUGUGCACACCCGGCUUUGCCAGCACAGAGGGGGGCACCAGCUGUGAGGAUGUGGACGAAUGUGUGACUGCAGACCUGUGUUUGGGAGGGUCCUGCAUCAACACUGAGGGUUCCUUCCACUGCCUGUGUGAGCCUGGAUUCCAGCCCUCCCCAGAGAGUGGGGAGUGUGUGGUCCCUUCUCGUGGCUCUGGGACGGAUGUUGACGAGUGUGAGGACUAUGGAGACCCAGUGUGUGGGGCCUGGCAGUGCGAGAACAGCCCUGGUUCCUACCGCUAUGUCCUGGGCUGGCAGCCUGGCUUCCACAUGGCCUUGAACAGAGACUGCAUUGAUGUAGACGAGUGUGCCAAUGACACUGUGUGUGGGAGCCAUGGCUUCUGUGACAACACCGAAGGCUCCUUCCGCUGCCUCUGUGACCAGGGCUUUGAGAUCGCACCCUCAGGCUGGGACUGUGUGGACGUGAAUGAGUGUGAGCUCAUGCUGGCGGUGUGCGGGGCGGCGCUCUGCGAGAACGUGGAGGGCUCCUUCCUGUGCCUCUGUGCCAGCGACCUGGAGGAGUAUGACGCACAGGCAGGGCACUGCCGCCUGCGGGUGGCUGGAGGUCAGAGCAUCCCUGAGGCCCCACCAGGGGCCCACACCCCAGGCUCCAGCCGCACGGAAUGUUACUCAGGGCAGAAUGGCCACCCACCCUGCUCCCAUGUCCUGGGCCGGAAUACCUCUCAGGUCGAAUGCUGCUGCACCGAGGGCACCAGCUGGGGAGAGGCCUGUGACCUCUGCCCAUCUGAGGACUCAGUUGAAUUCAGCGAGAUCUGUCCCAGCGGCAAAGGCUACAUCCCUAUGGAGGGAGCCUGGACCUUUGGACAGACCAUGUACACAGAUGCCGACGAGUGUGUGUUGUUCGGGCCCGGUCUCUGCUCCAAUGGCCAGUGCCUCAAUACAGUGCCUGGCUACGUGUGCCUGUGCAACCCAGGAUACCACUAUGACACCUCCCGUAGGACGUGUGAGGACCACGACGAGUGCCAGGACCUGGCCUGUGAGGACGGCGAGUGUGUGAACACCGCGGGCUCCUUCCACUGCUUCUGCAGCCCCCCACUCACGCUGGACCCCAGCCAGCGGCGCUGCGUCAAUAGCAGCACAGAAGACCUCCCUGACCAUGACAUCCACAUGGACGUCUGCUGGAAGAAGGUCACCCACGACAUAUGCAGCCAGCCCCUGCGUGGGCACCGCACCACCUACACCGAAUGCUGCUGCCAGGAUGGCGAGGCCUGGAGCCAACAGUGUGCCCUGUGCCCACCCCGAAGCUCUGAGGUCUAUGCUCAGUUGUGCAAUGUGGCCCGGAUCGAGGCAGAGCGCGAAGCUGGGGUCCACUUCCGGCCGGGCUAUGAGUAUGGCCCUGGGCCCGAUGACCUGCACGACGGCCUCUAUGGCCCCGACGAGGCCCCCUUCUACAAUUACCUGGUCCCAGAAAACACCGUUCCUGAGCCUGCCUUCCCCAACACGGCUGGCCACGGCCGCACACCGGUCCUCGAGUCUCCCUUGCAGCCCUCGGAGCUCCAGCCCCGCUACGUGGCCAGCCAGCCAGAGUCCCUGGCCAGCUUUGAGGGGCUCCAGGCGGAGGAGUGUGGGGUCUUGAACGGCUGUGAGAAUGGCCGCUGCGUCCGCGUGCGGGAAGGCUAUACCUGCGACUGCCUGGAGGGCUUCCAGCUGGACGCAGCCCACAUGGCCUGCGUGGAUGUGAAUGAGUGUGAUGACCUGAACGGGCCUGCCGUGCUCUGUGCCCACGGUUACUGCGAGAACACAGAAGGCUCCUAUCGCUGCCACUGUGCCCCAGGCUAUGUGGCUGAGGCAGGCCCCCCACACUGCACUGCUGAGGAGUAGCCUGAGGGCUCCGUGUGGGCAGACACCUGGAAGUGGCCCCAGCCAAAGGCGGGGCCUGGAGAAUGCUUUCCCAGCUGGGA